This is a messenger RNA of Hevea brasiliensis (rubber tree), 2360 nucleotides long. RefSeq names its product scarecrow-like transcription factor PAT1. The transcript is spliced from 4 exons. Gene Ontology annotation, cellular component: nucleus. Lineage: Eukaryota; Viridiplantae; Streptophyta; Magnoliopsida; Malpighiales; Euphorbiaceae. The record is from RefSeq and is a predicted model, not a curated record. Gene Ontology annotation, biological process: regulation of DNA-templated transcription. Bases 384 to 2012 code for a protein of 542 amino acids. Gene Ontology annotation, molecular function: sequence-specific DNA binding; DNA-binding transcription factor activity.
CUUAUUCUCUUGAUACUCUGCUCUGCCUCUGUCUCUACUCUCCCUCUCCCUCUUCCUCUUCCUCUCUCUCUCACCUUUCCAGCAUCUAGUGACAAUCAGAUACAAUAAAAUUGAGGAUUCCUCAAAACAAGGAAAGUCAGUUUAUGUGGAUGACACAGUAAUGCGAGAAAUGGGUUGGUGGUGAAUCUGCUAUUAAUAUGUUGGUCCAUAUCGUUCUGUCGAAUGGAUCUCAUCUAGAAAUUUCAAUAAAUAAUCAUGUGGCUGCUUGUUGCAGUGUAAUCAAGUUCAACUGUUGUUUUAAGUUCUAAAGGCAGUCCUGGUAAGGGAUCACUUGGGUUGUUCCUGUUGCUAAAGAGGAUCCAGGUAAACUGAUUAAGUGUUCAAUGCAAGCAUCACAACUCAGAAGUAGAGGCAUGUCUACCAGAUUGUACUAUCAACCGAUGCAGGAAGUUGACGCCUACUGCAUGCCUCAGCUCCAAAGUUUGGACCACCAGCUAUGCUACAGUGGCAGCAGCCAAGGAUCCAAUUUAUUCAUUCUGAAUUCCCGUGAACAAUACUGCACCCUUGAGUCAUCUUCAGCAAAUGGCAGUUAUACUGUUUACAACUCUCCAUCAACCAUUAGUUUUUCACCCAAUGGAAGUCCUGUGUCACAGCAAGAGUCUCAAUCAUACCCACCAUCACGCCAUUCUCCUGACAAUAACUAUGGCUCCCCAGUAAGUGGUUCCUGCAUAACUGAUACUGUCCAUGACUAUCAGAACAAGUUGUCAGAAUUAGAAAAUGCAAUGUUUGGUCCUGAUUCUGAUAUUAUUGACAGCACCUUUCUGAAUGGGACAACCAUUAAGUCACCUGAAAUGGAUAGCUUAAGACAAAUAGUGGAGGCGAUUUCUAGAGGGGACCUCAAAUAUGUUCUUGUUGUCUGUGCACAAGCAGUGUCAGAUAAUGAUCUUUUAAAGGCACAAUGGUUAAUGGAUGAACUGAGACCAAUGGUGUCAGUUUCUGGUGAACCGAUUCAAAGAUUGGGUGCAUACAUGUUGGAGGGACUUGUUGCUCGGCUGCCCUCCUCAGGGAGUUCCAUCUACAAAGCUUUGAGAUGCAGAGAACCGGCCAGUGCUGAGAUGCUUUCUUACAUGCACAUUCUUUAUGAGGUGUGUCCCUAUUUCAAGUUUGGAUACAUGUCUGCAAAUGGUGCUAUUGCAGAAGCCAUGAAGGAUGAAAACAGGGUUCACAUCAUUGAUUUCCAAAUUGGUCAGGGGAGUCAGUGGGUCACUUUAAUCCAGGCCUUUGCAGCUAGACCUGGUGGGCCACCCCACAUCCGCAUUACAGGAAUUGAUGAUUCCACAUCAGCAUAUGCCCGUGGAGGAGGACUGAAUAUUGUGGGGAAGAGGUUAUCUAGGCUUGCUCAGAUAGUUAAGGUGCCAUUUGAAUUUCAUGCUGCUGCCAUGUCUGGUUGCGAGGUUCAGGUAGAGGACCUUGGCGUUCUUCCUGGGGAGGCACUAGCUGUGAAUUUUGCAUUUGUGCUUCACCACAUGCCUGAUGAAAGUGUCAGCACUCAGAAUCAUCGGGACCGGCUUCUGAGGCUGGUUAAAAGCCUGUCUCCAAAGGUGGUGACCCUUGUUGAGCAGGAAUCCAACACAAAUACUGCUGCAUUCUUUCCUCGGUUCCUUGAGACACUAAACUAUUAUAUGGCAAUGUUUGAAUCAAUUGACGUAACUCUCCCUAGAGAUCUUAAGGAGCGGAUCAAUGUUGAGCAGCACUGCCUGGCAAGGGAUGUUGUUAACAUAAUAGCAUGUGAGGGAACUGAGAGGGUGGAACGACAUGAGCUUCUUGGGAAGUGGAGGUCACGGUUCAGAAUGGCAGGGUUUACUCCAUACCCUUUAAGCUCGUUGGUGAAUUCCACCAUCAAAACUCUGCUCGAGAGUUAUUGUGAUAAAUAUAGACUCGAAGAGAGAGAUGGAGCACUUUAUCUUGGUUGGAUGAACAGAGAUUUGGUGGCAUCUUGUGCAUGGAAAUGAAAACCGGGUACCAAAUCCGCUCUGUUUUAGGAACAUGUGCAGCCAGCUGAGGUAGAACUUGUGGUAUUUUGAAUGUUUUUUCACCUUUUGCUCUGAACGGAUUUGAGAAGAAAUAUGGUAGCCUCAACUCUGUACAUUUCUUUUAAAUGAGGAAAGUUGGCCAUUUUCUUGAAACCACCAUUUCAAUGCCUUGAACCUUUUUUUUUUUUUUGGUCUGGCCUUGGUGCUUUUGCUUGAUCAAUCCAUAUUCAUAUUCUCAGAGAAUUAUGUGUUGGAUUCCAAAGUGUUAUUCUUAUUCUCUGGCCGUUCAAAUUUCCUAAUGAAAUGCAAGAAUAUUUUCUGGUUGUA